AUGAAAUCGGCUGCUAAAACUGCGUCUAUGAUAGUAACAAUGUUUACUCAACAGAAGUAGUAUAAUGAUCUAAUGUUUAGUUAAGAAAUGUAACUUAUUUAAGCAAGAAAAGAAUUUGAUUAACUGACAAAAGAAAUAGCAGAUCGGAGAAAGAAGCUGUUCUCGUAAAUUGAUAAAGGUUAAAGUAAAGAAAAAGAAAAGGUUGAUGCAAAUAAAGCAGAAAAAUUCAAAAAUAUGGUAUUAAAAGAAAAAUUUAAUUUAGGAUGAACACAGAAUACCAUUAGAAGAAUUAGAGUAGAGGUUUUAAACAAGUUCAAAAGAUGGAUUGAAUAAAGAUGUUGCUGCUUAAAGGUUAGUAGAAGUUGGAAAAAAUGAAUUAACCUAAAGAGAGAAAGUACCUUGGUAUGUAAAGUUGUUACAUGAAUUAACUUCUAUGUUUGCUCUACUUUUAUGGGUUGGAUCCAUAUUAUGUUUUAUUGCUUAUGGAUUAGCUCCAGCAGAUCCUUCAAAUGUAUCUAUAUUAAUUAUAUUGUAGUUAUAUUUGGGAAUAGUGAUAGCUGUAGUAAAUACAUUAACAGGUGUUAUAACAUUUUUUUAAAAUGCAAAAUCAGAAGCUAUAAUGGAUUCUUUUAAGAAUUUCAUACCACCUGAAACAUUAGUGAUAAGAGAUGGAUAAUAAUAAAAGUUACCUGCUUUAAAUUUGGUGCCAGGAGAUGUAGUAGUAAUUGAAAAUGGAAAAAGAAUUCCAGCAGAUGUUCGGAUAUUGGAAAGUAAUGAAAUGAAAGUAGAUAAUUCAAGUUUAACUGGAGAGUCAUUAUUAUUAAUGAGAAGUCCUGAAUGUACAAAUCCUUCAAAUCCUUUGGAAACAAAGAAUUUAGCUUUUUUUGGGACUUUAUGUAAAGAGGUAUAUAAUAUAUCUUAUAUUAAAUAGGGAAAUGGAAAAGGUUUGGUUAUUUUUACAGGUGAUAAUACUGUCAUUGGAUAAAUAGCAGGCUUGGUAGAUAGUUCUGGAGGAGAUGAUUCUACUUUAAGAAAAGAACUUAAUAAUUUUAUUAAGAAUAUAAGUAUAAUUUCAACAACUUUUGGAGUACUCUUUUUUGUUUUAGGCUUUAUUAUUGGAUAUCGUAAUUAUAAAUGAAUUAUAUUAUUAGCUGCUAUUACAAAUAUUGUAUUUGGUAUAGGUAUUAUUGUAGCCAACGUUCCUGAAGGAUUAUUAGCAACUGUUACUGUUGCAUUAACAUUAACAGCCAAAAAAUUAGCCUAUAAGAAAGUUUUAGUCAAAAAUUUAGAAGGAGUUGAAACUCUUGGAUCUACGUAAUAUUAUAUUUUUAGAAUAGAUCAUGUAUUUGUUCUGAUAAAACAGGAACUUUGACAUAAAAUAAAAUGACAGUUGAAAAUUUGUGGUAUAAUAACAAGAAGUAUAAGGGAACCAAUUUUGAGAAGAUGGGUCCUAAAUAUAAAUAUGAAUAUGAUUUAAAUGAAAUAGGAUUCAAAACACUUCAUGAAACUGCCAUUUUAUGUUCAGAGGCUACUUUUGAUAGUUCUCUUCCUUAAGAUUAAAAAAUUAAAAUUUAAAAUGCAAUUGGUUUGAAUUAGUUAUAAAAAGAUCAAAGAUUAAAAGAAGCAACUGAAAAAUGGGAAUUAAAUUUUAAUAAAAUGCUCUGUUAAGAAAAACCUACAAUUGGAGAUGCAUCAGAAACAGCUCUAAUUAAGUUUUUCUAACCAAUAAGUGAUAUAAUAAAAACUAGAAAAAGUAGAGAACCAGCAAAGGAUUCAGAAAAUAAAUAGGCUAGAAUGCCUUUUAAUUCCAAUAAUAAAUAUGCAUUUAUAAUAGUUGAAUAUGAAACUUAAGAUUCUCAUUAUUGUUUAUUGACAAAAGGGGCUCCAGAGAGAAUAUGGAAAUUAUGUGAUAAGAUUUAUAAAGAUGGAAAUAUUGAAACAAAAGAUGAGAAAUGGGAAUAAUCAUUUAAUUAAAUCAAUGAAUCUUUUGGAAGACAAGGAGAAAGAGUAUUAGGAUUUGCAAAAUUGCAUUUACCUAAAGAUUAAUAUCCAAUUGGUUAUCAAUUUAAUUUAGAUAAGAUGAAUUUCCCUUUUAAUAAUUAAGUAUUUGUUGGUUUGAUAUCAUUAAUUGACCCACCUAAAGAUAAUGUACCAUAUGCUGUAAUUAAAUGUAAAACAGCAGGGAUUUAAGUUAUAAUGGUAACUGGAGAUCAGCCAGUCACAGCUACAGCUAUAGCUAGAUAAUGUAAUAUAAUUACAGAGAAGACAGUUGAUGAAAUCAUGAUUGAAAAAAAUAUAUCAUUUGAAGAAGCUUUUCAUUAAUCAAAUGCUUUAGUGAUUCAUGGUGACAAAUUGACUAAAAUGGCUAUUGAUGAUGAAGGUUUACCUGAAGAUGAAAAAGGUAGACAAUUAUAAGAAUGGCUGAGUAAACCUUAAUUAGUAUUUGCAAGAACAAGUCCUGCUUAAAAAUUAAUUAUUGUUGAUGGAUGUUAAAAGAGAGGUCAUGUUGUAGCUGUUACAGGAGAUGGAGUCAAUGAUAGUCCUGCAAUCAAAAAAGCAGAUAUUGGAAUUUCUAUGGGAAUUACAGGAUCAGAUGUUGCUAAAGAUGCUGCAGAUAUGAUAAAGUUGAAAUUAUUAACAUUUCAUUAUAGUAUUUAAUAUUUUACUGUAUUAAAUAUUUUUUAUUUUAUUGUAAAUUUUUUAAUUCUUAUUUUUUAGAUUGA
This is a messenger RNA of Paramecium sonneborni, 2723 nucleotides long. The record is from the annotation of a GenBank genome assembly. Lineage: Eukaryota; Ciliophora; Oligohymenophorea; Peniculida; Parameciidae.